Molecule: messenger RNA, 3652 nt
Organism: Ictalurus punctatus (channel catfish)
Lineage: Eukaryota; Metazoa; Chordata; Actinopteri; Siluriformes; Ictaluridae
Gene: pard6gb
Product: par-6 family cell polarity regulator gamma b
Exons: 3
Coding region: 253-1533 (426 amino acids)
Biological process (GO): centrosome cycle; establishment or maintenance of cell polarity; regulation of cellular localization
Cellular component (GO): nucleus; apical plasma membrane; cell cortex
Molecular function (GO): protein kinase C binding
Source: RefSeq, a predicted model, not a curated record
CUCUCCCUGUAGGCAGAGGCGGUGAUUUUUACCCUCCUUCCACGUCUAGUAUUUUUUUUUUUUUUUUUCCCCCCUGAAGUUUGUUGAAGCGCUUGGAGAGUCGUGAUCGGAAUAGCCUAGGAUUACUCUUUCCUUUCCAGGAUAUAGACACUACACACACACACACACACACACACACACAUUUACAGAGUGAGAAGCGGACCGCAGUGAGAGCAUCCAGGCGUCAGAAAUAACAACAACAACAAACAAACAAUGAAUCGGAGUUUUAAUAAUAAGGCGCACGGUUUGCGCCACUCGGACGCGGUGGAAGUCAAAAGCAAAUACGGGGCGGAGUUCCGCAGGUUUUCAGUGAACCGAGCGAAGCCUGGCAAAUUCGAGGAGUUCUUUAAGCUGAUCAUGAACCUCCACCGCAUCGCCAACAUGGAGGUGAUGAUCGGCUACGCCGACGUCCAUGGAGACCUGCUGCCCAUCAACAACGACGACAACUUCUGCAAGGCCGUGUCCACUGCGCACCCGCUGCUCCGGAUCUUUAUCCAGAGACAAGAGGAAAUUGAUUACAGCACCUUCGGGUCCAACACACUAACGCGAAAGAAAAAGGCCGUGGUCGCCCUGCGCAACGAUCUGAACAGGAAGCGGCCGCACAUCCGCAUCGGUCUUCCUCAGGAUUUCCGUCCUGUGUCGUCCAUCAUCGACGUGGACAUCGUGCCCGAGUCACACCGGCGCGUGAGGCUGUACCGUGACGGCUCGCACAAACCGCUCGGGUUCUACAUCCGAGACGGCACCAGCGUACGCGUCACGGCACACGGCCUCGAGAAGGUUCCAGGUAUCUUUAUCUCACGCCUGGUCCCUGGAGGCCUUGCUGAAGGAACAGGUCUGCUCGCCGUCAACGAUGAGGUUCUUGAGGUCAACGGAAUUGAGGUGACGGGCAAGACUCUGGACCAGGUCACCGACAUGAUGAUCGCCAACAGCCACAACUUGAUAGUUACGGUGAAGCCGGCUAAUCAGCGCAACAACGUCGUGCGCGCCAGCCGCGCGUCGGGAAGUUCGGGUCAGUCUUCGGAUAGCAGCAGCAGCUCGGGCAUCACCAGCAUGCCGUCUCUUCCCUCUUCCGUUCCCGCCGUGAGCGCCAGCUACGGCCACGACGAACUGGAUAGCGACGAGGAGUCGGACAUUGUCAUCGAGAACAGCAUCGGUCGCCAGACUCGCCAUUCGAACGCCUCGCUGGCAUCGCUCACGUCUCGAUCCACUCAGUUGACCUCCGCCUCGCCUCCCAAACCCCAAAGCAGACCGCUCUCCGUCGUGUCCACGGCUUCCUUCCAUUCUAACGCCAGCCUCAACGGAACAGGCCAUAACAGCCUGAGCUACAGGCUUCACAGAGACCUGAACCUCCAUCACACAACGCCCUACAACGGCGCCAGGGAAAGCAACGGCAGCCUUCACAAAAUCCUCAGCAGCCUGAGAACGGACCCUCGGCACAGCCUGGCGCUGCCCAGCGGCGGAGUAGAGGAGGACGGCAUGGUCAUCACUCUAUAACACACACACACACACACACAUGCUUGGAGAGAGGUGCGUCGUUAUAUCGCCCUCUUAACGUAAUCCCACCCAGAGACUUUCCAGCCUGGUUCAACAGACUUGACGUGGGACUUCACUGCUUUCUUAAAGCCUUUUGUAAAAUGUAAUUUAACAUCUUGAAUUUUUACUUGUUCUUAAAUGACGUGUCUUAUCUUAUCUGUCGGGGAAUGCAUAGGGAAUAGUGUGGUACAUGUCGUCGUCCCUCCCCCUCUUUUAGUAGUUUUCCCAGAGCCACUGAUUACAUACUAAUUUAACAUGAAUGUCAUUUAUAUCAAGAUUAGUAUACAGAAAUCACCCCCCCCCCCCCCCCUAUAUGAACAGCUGUAAGGUUUAGGCCUCUCUAUGGCUCCUUCCAUAUACAGUACAGUAUAUCAAACCGUUUCCACUACCACAAGCAGUCCACUGGAAUUCUGGGAGAAACAAACAACACUAAACGUAUUAACACAAGCAUUUUCUUGACGUUACCAAAAUGUUAAAUGUCUCUGUUCUGUGGUUUUAUAUCUCUCAUUCCAGCAGUAUUGUAGUUUAAGUAGGAGAAUACACUGUAAUUUCAUCAAUCACUGUAAUUUCAUGGAUCAAGAUGUUCUAUUUCUGUAUUUUGAAGCAUUCUCGAUAAUCGUGUCUUAGGAAUGUGGUGAUGAUUUAAUCUUUUGCUUGGACACGUGUACUCACGGUUGGGAUUCCAUCUCACCCCCCCCUCACUCCCCCACCCUCACUCCCCCACCCCCCUUCCUCUAAUUGUACUAUGAAUUAGCACAUGUGUGUAAUGCAGUGACCAAAAAAAAAAAAAAAAAGUGUUAAACAAAUCCUCUAUUUUAACCUCUUUUAAAAAUUUUCGACCUUCUGGGAAUCCAAACCCUCUGUAUACAGCAAUGCAACACAUUUUCAGACUUUCAUGAUGUUUUCUGACAAACAAGCACACGUUUGUUUGUUUGUUUUUUGUCGGGCUCCUGAAGCGAGCACACACGGCCGUGUACGGUCUCUGUUCUCCGGAGACGCUCCAGCUCUCGGCUUGUUUAGCUUCCACGUGCAGGCGCUAAAUGCCCUCAAAGGAAAAAUCCGCCCCCUUGAAAGACUUGCGUAUUAAUCUUUAUAAUUAGCAUGCGAUGUUCAGUGGUGUCCCGGAUGAAAUGAGCUUAGUUUGAACUUCUUUCAUCGACCUGUUGUUCUGUUUUCACUUACUACACCCUACAUUACCCACAGUGCCAGUGGGAUUAAGCCCUCUCUUCAUCUCUACCUAAAAACAGUGAUGCGGCGGCGCUUUAGUCCAUUAGUCUCUCACGUCCUCGUUUGUAGACUCCGCUUCAACACAUCAGCCUAAACUUUCAUGCUAAUACCAGCGUCAACUUCAUCGUAGCUGCAUUGCAUUCUGGGAGUCCCGAGCUUGCACCAACUUCUCCACUACUUCUAUGUUGUUGUUUUUUUCAUUAACGUGACCUCAGCGUGACACACAACUGCUAAAAAUUACACAGCACCAACCAACAAACCGGCACCAGAAUCGCUAAUUUCAUAUUUGCUUCUCCUGGUGGAGUCUUUUAAUGUGCACUUAAUCACGACUGGAUCUGGGAACAAUCAUUAUAUAUAGAGCAUGAAUCCUAUCAGUGUUUGUUUAUUUUUUAUUUUUUUUUACCCCUUUAGAUAACCAAUGGUGUGUCUGGGUGUCAUCUGUCUGGCCUGUUUCACUCAAUUAUUAAUCUUUUUGAAGGUGUGUGCACUGCGGGAUGACUACAUUUUAAUGUUUUGUUAGCGUAGUCAGCUUUUAUCCACAGACCCUUCAUGAUCCUGUGUGCCUUAGACCCAAACGUGGGACUCUGGAUAACUCGUAAUUCCUGCAUCCACUAUAAUCCGGCCACUGAAUGUUCCGUAGUUUAUUUCAGAUCGCACACGUAUCCGUGUCACCCUCUGCUGGUCGCUACUGGAGUUCAUCAACAUACCAGGAACCACCUCAAAUCGGAGUAAAUGUAUAUUUAUUCUGCAGAAUUUCUGAAAUUUAACCAGUGUGUGUUUUCGUUUGUUUUUGUUAUUUUUAUCCUCUGUACAACAAUUUUAAGUUUGAAUAAAAAUCGAGAUUUUAUGAUGA